GCCAUGUGGGCAGGGCUGGGGCUAGUUCUGGCUCUCUGUCUCCUCCCAGGAGGAGGAACAGAGAGCCCGUACUGCGAGGAGCCCCCAGAAUGGCGUAUUGGGGAGGAAAACCCAAUGCUGAACUCUAGGGGGUCGGUGACAGUGGUGGCUCUCCUCCAAGCUAGCUGAUACUUGUGCGUGCUGCAGGCUUCAAGAUUGGAAGACCUGCGAGUGAAAUUAGAGAAUGAAGGACUGGUCAACAUCUCGUAUAUCGUUGUCAAUCAUCAGGGAUCCUAUUCCCAGAGGAAAUUUCACCUACUGCAAGAAAGUGUUUCGGAAUACAUUACUGUCUACCAGCAAGAUGAGCAGCAAGAUGAUGUUUGGACUAAAUUAAAUGGAAACAAAGAUGACUUUCUCAUCUACGACAGAUGUGGUCGUCUGGUGUAUCAUCUUGGUCUGCCCUACUCCUUCCUGUCUUUUGACUACGUAGAAGAAUCUAUUAAAAUUGCAUACUGUGAAAAGAAGUGCGGAAACUGCUCGUACACGGAACCCAAUACUGAUGUUGUAUGUGAAAACUUCACGAAAAAAGCAGAUGAAAAGCUAGCGGAGGCAGAACCCAAACCAAGUGGCCAACACUCACAUCACCACAGCCUGCACAGACACAGACACAGGCACCACCACCAUCACGAAGGCAGUCGUCAUUCCAAAACUGGGAACCAUGAGGCUCCUUCUGAAACUCAAAGACGUCAUCCUCAUGGUGGUCGGCGUCAUAGAGUUUUUGGCCGUAACAGACACAAUGAGACAGGCAGUCAAGAGCAGGUAGACGCUGUUCCUCCAGGAGGUGUAGAAAUUGCACAAGAUAAAAAGCUAUGAAAAAAGGGGAAAACCACCUGUAAAAACCAGUUAACUUGAAAUUGGCAGACAGCAUCAGACUCAACUUCUAGUAGCUGAUGCUGUCACUGCCGACACCUUUUGUUUGAAGAGCUAGGGAAUUCUGUCACUUGACAGUGUCGCGGAGCACUUCCAAAUUCCUGCAGGUGACACGGCCAGCUGUCAGCAGAAGACAUCACUGAAUCUUGACAGUGACGUCUGCUCACUGCUGCCUGACAGUCGCCAGCAGCAGGAGCCAGUGAAACCAGUGACACCUGACAGUGACAGGAAAAGGCAAGAAACUGAGCCUGAAAAACAAACUAA
Nestor notabilis (Kea) is the source of this 1173-nucleotide messenger RNA. It is a transcript of the gene SELENOP, whose product is annotated as selenoprotein P, plasma, 1. The record is from RefSeq and is a predicted model, not a curated record. Gene Ontology annotation, biological process: selenium compound metabolic process. Gene Ontology annotation, cellular component: extracellular region. The transcript is spliced from 4 exons. Gene Ontology annotation, molecular function: selenium binding. Lineage: Eukaryota; Metazoa; Chordata; Aves; Psittaciformes; Psittacidae.